ACUACCAUCUCUAGCAUCUCUUUAUUUACGUAGUAUGGAUUGUUUGAGGUAUGUGGAUAAUGAAUCCUAUAAUGGACAGCUAAUUGGCGGUUUCUUCCGCUUAGAAACUCUCGUGAUUGAUUGUUUACCGAAUUUAGAAAGGUUGUCCAGAGAGGAAAGAAGCGACAUAUUCCCACGCGUAUCCUAUUUGAGUAUUGCUGGAUGCCCUAAAUUGGUCUCCUUACCCAGUCUUCCGUCAAUCGAGGAGUUACGUACAGGUAGAUGCGAUAAAUUGACCUCCUUACCCAGUCUUCCGUCAAUCGAGGUGUUAGGUAUAGGCGUAUGCAAUGAGACAGUGAUAGAAUCAGUUUCGAAUCUCUAUACUCUAACAUCACUUUAUAUAUCUAGUAAUGAUGAUUUUGGUGCUUCCUUUCCCAAUGGGUUCCUACAUAAUCUCACCGCUUGCAAAUCACUUGAGAUUUCAGGAUUCACAAAGCUUCAGUAUUUGCCAUCUGACAUGCUUAUUGACCUAACCGCUUUGGAAGAAAUAUCUAUCUCUCGUUCCGAUAUGCUUGAGUGCUUUCCUACGGCAAUAUUUCAAGGCUUAGUUAGCCUUAAAAAUAUGCAAAUUGUGAAUUGUACGAAGUUAAAAAGUUUGUCAGAUAGUUUUGGAGACCUUACUGCCCUUGAAUCAUUGAAACUCCAAGGUUUUCCAGAGUUGGAAACUUUCCCAAAUGGUCUUAACAAUCUUUCUUCCCUCCAAUAUCUGACGCUAUCAGGAUCCAAGUUGGCAGCUUUGCCUGAGAACUUAAAGCAUCUUCCCUCACUCAAAGAUCUGGAAAUUUCUGGGUUUCCAAGUCUUGAAAAGUUGCCUGACUGGCUUGGAGACUUGACAUCUCUUGAAUCAUUAGAUGUUGACGAUUGUCCCAACUUGGAAUAUCUACCCAAAUGUAUCCAACACCUUACCAACUUACAAAGCUUGAUAAUUGAAGAUUGCCCUAAAUUAACGAAACGAUGUAGAAGGGGAAUCGGAGAGGACUGGCACAAGAUAGCCCACAUUCCACGUAUCUUUGUGGUGCCUGCUAGCUGGUGACCAACCCAUACAAGAAGAUGCUGCAAAUUGUUUGUUCAACGUAGAGGAAAAUAAAAUAGUGGAUAUGUCAGUCACCAGCUACCUCGGCAGCCCCUUCACUGCAGGAAAACUGGUAACAAAGCUCCUCAUGACCACUGGUGGUGCUGAAUCUGCGUUUCAGAAGGCCGAGGAUUUGAUGCUUCCAUGGUCAAUGACGAAGUUGGUGAAGUGGAUCAGAAAUUUCAAGUUUGGUUUUGCAGAUCCUGAGUAAGAAGUUUGUAGUCAGUAGUACUAGAUCAUCCAUUAUGAAGAAAGUUAGUAGAAAUUUCAUGAUAUGGAUUUCGUACUGUAAAUACUUUUUAGUAUUUGUAUUCAGUUAUAUAUUUUACCAUUUGCGUUGUUCUCCUAGCCUGAAGGUGUGAGACUAUGACAUGUGUCCACAAUUAGUUAGACAUAUUUGCAAAUUGUGGCUUUGCCUUUUCAACUUUUGUGUUUAAAUUGAUGUUUAAAGUUCAUAUAUAUGUAAUCUUGUUUCUGGAGUUUUGCAUUAUGUCAUUAUUAAUUGGUUGGAGCACCAAAUUAUUUUCUCAACUUUCUUCUCUGGAUUUCAAUUUGCUAUUGUGGCAAUAUAGUUGAAGCUGUCUUUAAUGUCAUGCUUGAGAAUCUCAACUCCUUUAUCCAAAAAGAGUUUGGUUUGCUAUGGGGUGUCAAUAUGGAGAUGCAGAAGCUCUCAAACAUCCUCUCAACGAUCUGCGCUGUGGUUGAAGAGACAGAGGAGAGAUAAUGAAGAGACAGGGCAAUCGAGAGUUGGCUUCAAAAGCUUAAAGAUGUGGCAGAUAAAUUGGAUGAUGACAUUUUGGUUGAGUAUUAAUCAAUUAAGGCAUCACUACUGGUGUAUAAGAGGCAGAGGUUUGGCACAAGAUAGACCACAUUCCUCAUGUCAAUAUGUGGCCUCCAAACGAUGAGCAACCUAUAAAAGAAGAAGUUUUAAGUAUUUAAAAAAAGUUUGUAUGGUUUCUUUCGAAUUUGGUUCUUUUUUUCAAGUGGAAUAUUAUAUACAUUAUAGGCACUACAUUUUAGAGCAUUUUUAUCAAUAUAUCAAAUCUUGACAGGUUGAAUUAAUGAACAAACGAAGUCAUAUCAGGGCGUCUGUUGGCCUUCAUUUACAGGUUGGUUACUUCUAUGCUUCUUCCAUCAUUCUUACCAUAUUAACACACGCAGUCAAAUCACCUGUUUCACUAAAAUGCUAACACUAAAGUAUUUCUUAUUUUUUAACAAUAUAUGUGAAUAUUUGUUACAGU
This is a messenger RNA of Ziziphus jujuba (common jujube), 2352 nucleotides long. RefSeq names its product disease resistance protein RPV1-like. The coding region runs from base 35 to 1072 and encodes 345 amino acids. The record is from RefSeq and is a predicted model, not a curated record. The transcript is spliced from 3 exons. Lineage: Eukaryota; Viridiplantae; Streptophyta; Magnoliopsida; Rosales; Rhamnaceae.